Paralichthys olivaceus (Japanese flounder) is the source of this 3325-nucleotide messenger RNA. Its product is annotated as vasoactive intestinal polypeptide receptor-like. NCBI's taxonomy places the organism in Eukaryota, Metazoa, Chordata, Actinopteri, Pleuronectiformes, Paralichthyidae. Gene Ontology annotation, biological process: cell surface receptor signaling pathway; adenylate cyclase-modulating G protein-coupled receptor signaling pathway. Gene Ontology annotation, cellular component: plasma membrane. Gene Ontology annotation, molecular function: vasoactive intestinal polypeptide receptor activity; G protein-coupled peptide receptor activity; peptide hormone binding. The record is from RefSeq and is a predicted model, not a curated record.
AAGGUUAUGUUCCUCCUGUUCUCCAUGUUUCUGGAGCCCGUGUUUUCAGUGCAGAAUCAGAUGUGUGACAUAAUGAGGGAGAUAGACAAAGAGAGAGACGCAUGUGAGGCUCAAAUUGAGAACAGAACAACAGGUUGCAGUGGGACGUGGGACAAGAUCACCUGCUGGCCCAGUGCCGACAUCGGAAAGGUGGUUACCAUCCCUUGUCCUAAAUACCUCUUCUACUUCUCCAGGGAUGUCCUUACACGUAACCUGUCAAAGACCUGCACCGAGGACGGCUGGACCCCGAUCAGCAUGGACUACAUAAUGGACUGUGGAUACAAUCCCAACAGCACCAUUGAUGAUAACACGGGACACUUCUUCACCACCAUCAAAGUGGGUUACACCAUUGGCCACAGCGUGUCGCUCAUCUCUCUCACUGUCGCCAUCAUCAUACUGUGUCUCUUUCGGAAGCUGCACUGCACAAGAAACUGCAUCCACAUGCAUCUCUUUGUGUCUUUCAUUCUGAAGGCCGUAGCUGUGUUCAUCAAGGACGUGGUUCUGUACGAUGUUGGCGAGACAGAAAACUGCCAAUCAUCUGUUGGCUGCAAGGCAGUGGUGGUCUUCUUCCAGUAUGGCAUCAUGGCGAGUCAUUUCUGGCUGCUGGUGGAGGGCCUCUACCUCCAUGCCCUGUUAGCUGUCUCCUUCUUCUCGGAGAGAAAGUACUUUUGGUGGUACAUCCUGAUUGGGUGGGGGGCUCCAACUAUCUUUAUCUCGGCGUGGAUGAUUACAAAGGCAUAUUUAAACGAUCCUGGAUGCUGGGAGACGAUCGAUGAUGGUCCAUGGUGGAUCAUCAAAACACCGAUCUUAGUCACCAUACUUGUGAACUUUUUCCUCUUCAUUUGUAUAAUCCGGAUUCUGCGUCAGAAGAUGAAUUGCCCCAACAUCGGAAGAAAGGAAUCAAACCAGUACUCGAGACUGGCUAAAUCCACACUGUUGUUGAUUCCUCUCUUCGGGAUCAACUUCAUCAUUUUUGCAUUCAUUCCAGAACACAUCCACCCUCAAGUCAGGAUGGUGUUCGAUCUCAUUCUGGGCUCCUUUCAGGGAUUUGUCGUUGCAGUUCUGUACUGCUUUAUGAAUGGAGAGGUACAGUCGGAGAUUAAGCGAAAGUGGCGUAGAUGGAUGCUGCAGAGGUUCCUGGGCGCUGACACCAAGUAUCAGCAGCCCUCCAUUGGCAGCAAUGGCAACAACUUUAGCACCCAGAUCACCAUGUUUGCCAAAUGCAGCCCCUCCACUCGCCGGGCAUCCGCAUGUCAGGAGCACCUGUCAACCAUCUGAAAGUCCCUGUUUAUUAUACUUCCUCUUUCUCUCUCUCUCUGUUUCUUUCAUUGUGUACUGAAUGUGUGGCACACUGAUGCAAUGCAGUUGAUAUUGGUUGCUGAAAGUCAAUAUGACAUUUUAGUGCUCAAGCUAAUAUUUGUUCAUUGUAAUUUGAUCCAUUGCCCGUCAGGGAAAAAAGAGGCAAGUGGUCAGUGUUUUUCUUGCUUGGGCAGAAAGAGGACAUGAACAAGCAUGGAAACACUCCAUGUACUCAAUGAAUGGGAUAAAAAAUGUUUUUUAUCUUAACAUGGAGAAAUAACAGCCAGAAAAACAACAACACUCAUUUUCACAGUUUGGAGUUUAGGGAGCUUCAAGCAUUGCUCUGGCAGGUAAUAUGAUCUCUACAAUAAAGGUCAUUGUCACACUGAUGUACUGCUGCGUUGAGGUAAAAUGAUGAGUCACCCUCUGCUGACUAUUGACAAGUUGUUGAAAACCAAUUGCCAGAAUAACAUGAACGAAGAGGAGAGGGGGGAAAAAGAUCCUCAUGAUCACGAUGUGAGUUAAAAGGAGGCAGGAUUCCUGACCUGCAUUUUCCAUCUGAUGUUAGGCAAUAGAUGGAGCCAGAGAUGAGUUGAGUUCUAUAAGAAACAUGUAUAUGAAAAAGGGUUUGUUACACAAGAGGACUUCGAGCACUUAACCUAAUGGACACGUUGCUUCUGGGAGCGGUGGUAACGAGUGUCAGGCUGUCAAAGAGUAGAUACGGAGGAGGGAUCUAUAGCAUAACCAGCACACUGGACACUCCUGUCCUAUGUAUGACAGUUUUACUCAGGGCGUACACUCUGAUCUGAAUUACUGCCGGAUAACAUUCCUAAGGAGGGACUGCAGCUCCUGCUUGUGAAAUUUAUCUCAGUUUACAGAGGCUUUUAGUUUUCGUCUGAGGGCUUGGUCGCUUAACAGACGUUAGUUUUUACUGGUUCUGAAACUAAUGGACCAGAUGUAUUUCAUUAUAAGUCCACAAUACACCACGUUAGGAAUUAAUAUGUGGCAACAAUGAUUAAUUUCCAUUAAUGGGAAUGCAAGGGCAAUUCAUUUACUUGGAAUGAUAUGUAGUAUUCUGUUCUGUUCUAGUCUGUACUGGUCUAGUCUUUUUGGUUCUCUUCCAUUCUGUUCUAGUGUGUUCCGUGCUAUUCUUUUCUAGUCUAUUUUUUAUUUUAUUCUGUUCUAUACUAGUCUAUUCAUCCCAGUCUAUUCUAUUACAGUCUAGUCUAUUCUGUUCCAGAGUAAUUUAGUCUGUUGUCGUCUGUUCUGUUCUGCUCUAGUCGUGUCUGUUCUAUUUGGAAAGGUUAAAUAUGUACAGUAUGUAGUAUUGUUUUAUUUCUAGUAACUUUAACUUCAUACAGUAAGUUGUAUUGUAUUUUUUUUAUUCCAGCAGUGUUACAUUAUUGAUGUCCUGCUCAAUUGGUUGCUACAUUACUUUAGUCGAGACUGAAUCGUCUCAACAACUGUUGGGUAGUUUGCCCAGAAAUGUUUGUUCAGACGUUGAUGAUUCAGACGAGAUGAAUCUUAAAGACUUGAUUCCCCUGACUUUCCCCCUGAGGUUCAUAAGUUCUCAUUUGUGAUUUUAAGUGAAACAUCUACUGGAUAGAUCACCAUAAAUAUUUAGUUCAGUUUGAUUAAUGUUUUUAUUUAGCGCCAUCAGGUUCACUCUCAAAUCUCAAGACAUCCCCAUCAGCCUCAGCUGUACUUUAUGUGUAGUGCUAAUUAGCAUGCUAACAUGCAUGGUGGUGAACAGGGUGGACAUAAGCUAUCAUAACACAAACCCCUUUAUACACAGGCCUACGUUUAAAGCCACCUAAUUAGAUUAGACAAUUUUCCCGUUCAAGUAGCAACAGUGUUGAACAUUAACUUGAAGUUCCACCUUGUUCUUGUUUUGCAGUUGUGUGUAGAACUGAAACUAACUGAAAGUACCUCAGACUUAAUGUCACACACAGCUUUUGUAUAUGAGACUGUAGAUAGGCCUCAUGAG